Molecule: messenger RNA, 834 nt
Organism: Trachymyrmex septentrionalis
Lineage: Eukaryota; Metazoa; Arthropoda; Insecta; Hymenoptera; Formicidae
Gene: Mlc1
Product: myosin light chain alkali
Exons: 6
Coding region: 75-533 (152 amino acids)
Cellular component (GO): muscle myosin complex
Molecular function (GO): calcium ion binding
Source: RefSeq, a predicted model, not a curated record
AUUUGGUAACACCGGGUACCACUUCUGGUUCAAGCUUCGUUCGGUCAACAUCCACUGGUACCAGACGAUCAACAAUGGCAGACCUUAGCAGCAAGGAUGUCGAAAGAGCAGAAUUCGCUUUCUCCAUUUACGACUCAGACGGCACCAACGUCAUCGAUGCGGUUGAUCUUGGCAACGUCCUUCGCGCGUUGAACUUGAACCCUACAAAUGCGACCAUUGAAAAGCUGGGCGGCACGAAGAAGAAGGGCGAAAAGAAAAUGAAACUAGACGAAUUCUUGCCUAUCUUCAGCCAGUGCAAAAAGGAUAAGGAACAGGGAUGCUAUGAGGACUUCCUCGAGUGUUUGAAGUUGUACGACAAACAGGAAAACGGAAUGAUGCUCGGCGCAGAAUUGUCUCACACACUUCUAUCACUUGGUGAACGUCUUAAUGAUGAGGAAUGCGAUACAGUGAUUAAGGAUUGCAUGGACCCAGAAGACGACGACGGUUUCAUCCCCUAUGCUCCCUUCUUGAAGAAGAUGAUGGUACUGUUGUAAGCAAUUGAGGUGUUAUCGAGACAAUGAUCAUCCAUCCGUUCCUUAAAAAACUGUGUGAGAGGGCGGCAGCAACCGAUGAUUAGGAUGAUCGCUGUCAAUAUCUAUCUGCCAAGCCAUGUCGACGAUGGAUACAUUCGCCAUAUUUGCUCGUCACAUUCAUCAUUUUUUUUCAUCUCCCCCUUCCUCGCUAGAUUAUGCGAGGAUUCACUUAACAAUUUGCACGUAAUACGCAAUACGAUCCUGGAAUUAGCAGCAUCAAAGUAUCAGCAUUUUAUCGAAGAAAAGCAAAAAAGGAAGAAGG